Messenger RNA from Pediculus humanus corporis (human body louse), 537 nucleotides. RefSeq lists its product as uncharacterized. Bases 1 to 537 code for a protein of 178 amino acids. The record is from RefSeq and is a predicted model, not a curated record. Gene Ontology annotation, biological process: protein dephosphorylation. Gene Ontology annotation, molecular function: phosphatidylglycerophosphatase activity; phosphatidylinositol-4,5-bisphosphate 5-phosphatase activity; protein tyrosine/serine/threonine phosphatase activity. The transcript is spliced from 3 exons. Lineage: Eukaryota; Metazoa; Arthropoda; Insecta; Psocodea; Pediculidae.
AUGUUUGCGAGGGUAACUUUUUAUCCUUCUUUACUUUAUAAUAUUUUUAUGGAAAGAUUUACUGAUCGAAGAUGGUACGAUAGGAUUGAUGAAACCGUUAUUUUAGGUGCUCUGCCGUUCCAGAAAAUGACAAAUCAGUUACUUAAUGACGAAAAUAUCAAAGGAGUGGUUUCAAUGAAUGAAAAUUAUGAAUUGCUUUUUUUUUCAAAUUCAGAAAAAGAAUGGAAUAAAUAUGGUGUUGAAUUUUUACAACUAAGUACGACAGAUAUUUUUGAAACUCCUUGUCAAGAAAAAUUAUUAAAAGGUGUAAAUUUUAUAAAUAAAUACAAAAAAUUAAAUGGUUCUGUGUAUGUGCAUUGCAAAGCGGGAAGAACUAGAAGUGCAACACUUGUCGGAUGUUAUUUGAUGAAGGAACAUUCAUGGAGUCCAGAACAGGCAGUUAGUUUCAUGAAAAGUAAAAGGCCACACAUAUUGUUAAGAACAGCACAAUGGGAAGCUCUAAAGUUAUUUCAUUUAAAUAACAUUAAAGAAAGCUGA